Molecule: messenger RNA, 2177 nt
Organism: Vigna radiata var. radiata (mung bean)
Lineage: Eukaryota; Viridiplantae; Streptophyta; Magnoliopsida; Fabales; Fabaceae
Product: pentatricopeptide repeat-containing protein At3g49170, chloroplastic-like
Exons: 2
Coding region: 498-2177 (559 amino acids)
Biological process (GO): RNA modification
Molecular function (GO): protein binding; RNA binding; zinc ion binding
Source: RefSeq, a predicted model, not a curated record
GGAAGAUGAAUGGCUACCGUGUAUCCAACUGGGUUCUGCUGUCGCAGUGUGUAAGAGAGCUGAAGCUCUAACCUAGUUCGUGUUGGCAUCCAUAAGGCACAUUCCUCUAGUGCCAAAGUUCUACCCAGCUCAACAAGAGUCGUUUUCAGCACGGUAGAUAUUUGAAAGAAGUGGUGUCAGAAUGUGAAUGCGAGGUAGAAGAGAAAUAAUAAAGAAAUAUUGAUGGCGAGCUUAAGCUCCCUGUGUGUUCAGUGGCGAAUUCAUGGCCAUGGCCCCCGAGGUUCAGAACUCCGCAAAGCCAUCUCCACGCUUGACCUGACGCUACAGCCGGAGGAGGUUGGCAGCCGUCAGAAACUUAUAAACUCCUCCGUUCUCCUCAAAGCCUGCAUAAGGUCUGGUAACUUGGAGCUUGGUAAACUCCUUCACCACAAGUUGAUUCACUCUGGACUCCCACUUGACUCUGUUCUUCUCAACUCACUAAUUAGCCUCUACUCUAAAUGCGGGGACUGGCAAAGCGCGCUUUCAAUAUUCCAGAUGGACUGGCUUCAGAUGUCUGUGUGGGUUGUACUCUGGUGGACAUGUAUGCUAAAUGUGCAACAGAUGGAUCACAAGAAAAUUCUAGGAAAGUAUUUAAUAGCAUGCCUCUUCAUAAUGUUAUGUCUUGGACUGCUCUCAUCUCUGGAUAUGUACAGGGCAGAAAAGAACAAGAAGCCAUGAAACUGUUUUGUAACAUGCUUCAUGGUCAUGUUGCACCAAAUUGCUUCACAUUCUCCAGUGUCCUCAAAGCUUGUGCAAAUCUUCCUGAUUUUAGCUUCGGCAAACAACUGCAUGGUCAGACAAUUAAACUAGGCCUUUCCGCAAUUAAUUGUGUGGGGAAUUCUCUUGUUAACAUGUAUGCAAGGUCUGGAAGUACGGAUUGUGCUAAAAAAACUUUCAAUAUCUUAUUUGAAAAGAAUUUAUUUUCGUGCAGUACAGCUAUUGAUGCACAUGCAAAAGCAUUGGAUUAUGAUCAGUCUUUUAACCAUGAUAUUGAGAACCUUGUUGUUGGAGUUGGUUCUUUUACAUAUGCAUGCCUCUUAAGUGGCGCAGCUUGUUUAGGUACAAUCGGUAGGGGUGAACAAAUUCAUGCCCUCAUAGGGAAGUCAGGGUUCGGAACAGAUUUAUGCAUUAAUAAUGCUUUAAUCUCUAUGUAUUCCAAGUGCGGAAUCAAAGAAGCUGCUUUGCAGGUCUUUAAUGACAUGAGGCAUCGCAAUGUAAUAACUUGGACCUCUAUCAUAAGUGCUUUGGCAAAACAUGGAUUUGCUACAAAAGCUUUAGAAUUGUUCUAUGAAAUGCUUGAAAUAGGUGUAAAGCCUAAUGAGGUCACUUAUAUUGCGGUUUUAUCAGCCUGUAGUCACGUUGGUUUGAUUGAUGAGGCUUGGAAACACUUCAAUUUUAUGCAUUAUAAUUAUGGUAUCAGUCCAAGGAUGGAACAUUAUGCAUGCAUGGUUGAUUUGCUUGGUCGAUCUGGAUUGCUUGUAGAAGCUAUUGAAUUUAUUACUUCAAUGCCUUUUGAUGCUAAUGCAUUGGUAUGGUGUACGUUUCUUGGUUCUUGUCGGGUUCACCGUAACACCAAACUUGGAGAGCAUGCUGCAAAAAUGAUUCUUGAGCAGGAGCCUCAUGAUCCAGCUACCUAUAUAUUAUUGUCAAACUUGUAUGCGUCAGAAGGGAGGUGGGAUGAUGUAGCAGCAAUAAGAAAAUGCAUGAAACAGAAAAAAUUGAUAAAAGAAUCAGGUUAUAGUUGGAUUGAAAUCGACAACCAGAUACACAGAUUCCAUGUAGGGGAUACUUCACACUCCCAGGCUAAAAUGAUAUAUGAUGAACUUGAUGAAUUGGCUUUAAAAAUAAAGAACUCGGGUUAUAUCCCAAAUACAGAUUUUGUUCUUCACGAUGUGGAGGAUGAACAGAAGGAUCACUAUUUGUUUCAACACAGUGAAAAAAUUGCUGUGGCAUUUGCUCUUAUAAGUACUCCAAAACCAAAACCUAUUAGAAUAUUUAAAAAUCUUCGAGUUUGUGGGGACUGCCAUACGACAAUGAAGUAUAUAUCAAUAGUUACUGGAAGAGAGAUAGUAGUCAGAGAUGCAUACCGGUUUCAUCAUGUCAAGAAUGGGAAAUGCUCUUGCAAUGAUUAUUGGUGA